CGCCGGCCCGUGGCCCCUCGCCGGACUCGUCCUCGUCGUCCUCGUCCUCCACUUCGUCCUUGUCCGACUUGGAGCGGCCGUCGUUUUGGUGCGGCGUGGUCGAGGGCUUCUACAGUCGUCCUUGGUCCACGGGUCAACGACUGGAUCUCUUUGCCAAAAUGGGCCGUUGGGGCUUGAACACGUAUUUGUACGCCCCCAAGGACGAUCACAAGCAUCGGGCCCAAUGGCGGGUUCCUUAUUCGCCGGUAGAGCGAGCCGAACUCAAGGUCUUGAUCCAGGCCUGCCAAGCCCAUAAUGUGCGGUUCUUCUACGGCAUUUCGCCCGGCUUGGACAUGGGCUACUCGCAAAGUCGCGACUUGGAUGAUUUGGUGGCCAAGUUAAGUGCUUUGCGCGACUUGGGAUGUCGCGGCUUUGCCAUUCUCUGGGACGAUAUCGACACGACCUUGCCGCCCGAGGACGCCCACGCCUAUCGUUCACUGGCCCAAGCCCAUGUUCAGGUUACCAAUGCGGCAUUUGAGCGACUCACCCCGGCUGAGUUCUUGACGUGUCCGGUCGAGUAUUGCACCAAUCGAGCCGAUCCCAACGUGGAACGCUCCGAGUACUUAAAUACUCUGGGCCAGGGCCUCCAUCCCGAUAUCGCUGUGUUUUGGACGGGCUCCAAGGUCGUGUCGGAGACUAUCGGUCCGGCUGAAAUGCGUCAGUUGGAACACGUGCUCAAGCGCAAGCCCCUGAUUUGGGAUAAUCUACACGCCAAUGAUUACGACAAGCAGCGCAUGUUCUUGGGGCCGUUCAGUGGUCGGGACCCGCAAAUCAUACCCCACGUCCGUGGGGUUCUGAUCAAUCCCAAUUGCGAAUAUUCCCUGAACAUCCCGGCCCUGUUCACCCUCUCCGCCUGGUCACUCUGUCGCGAUCCCAUCACGGGUCACAUCCAGAAUUGGAACCCCGUGGAAGCCUCCGAGUUGGCCAUACCACAUUUCUUGGAGGAGCUCCACCGCAAGACCGCCAUUUCUAUCCACGAGACCACCCUCAAACAUCCCAAGGCCAUGGAGUUGAGCAAAUGCGACGUGGAGCUCCUGUUCCAUCUCUUCUGGUUACCCCACAGUCACGGCUCACGGGCUGAGAUGAUGCUGAAUGAGUUCAAGUACCUACGGGACACGGCCCAUGUCUUGCAAUAUUAUGACCUGGAUCCCACCGAGGGUGAGCAAGACAAAGUGACGGACAGUGCUCAACAAGAGUUUGUGGAUUCUUGGAUGGAACGAGCUUCCUCGUUUAACAACACGUGUAAACGCUUCUCCAAGAUCUGUGACAAGUUUACCUAUAUCAAUAACCGAGAGCUGUUCUUCGAUAUCAACGGUUACCUGAACAAUAUGCAAGUGGUGCUCUCGGCGUGUAAUCGUCUCUUGAAGUGGGUUGGUCUGGACAAGUGUCGCCGUCCCAUUCACGGCGGACCCACAUUAUCCGGUCUGCCCGGCGGAAUGGCCGGCGAUCUUCAGCGUUUGUAUCCCAUCCGGUCGAAUUUUGAAUACCCGGUGCGAUCCCUCAUGCCGAGUGCGGAAAAGAAUGCUUAUGCCAUCCAACCUAUCGGAUCAAAAUCCGAAUUGGAGGAACUGAGACUCGGGUUUCCACGGUUAUUCUGCGAGAGCCAAGGCAUCGAAGAGGACGACCUCACCAAAUCGAUCCGUGAAUUUGCCCUCAAGAGUCGCUUGGACGCCUUCACGAGUGGAUCCCAUCGAGCCCUGACCGUUGAUUGCGAUGACGUGCUCAUGAUGUCGCUCGUCGGUUCCAGGGAUGUCAAAGCCGUGGUCAAGGCUCUGAAGAGUGCAUUCCAAUCGAUUGCCAAAGCGAAACCUGAUCGCCAGACUCUUUCCAUUGCUUUGCCCACCGAAAAAGAGCCGGUUCCCUGGAAGAUGCUCGAGAAAUACCACGCCAUCCUGUCCUACACAUCGCUCACAGACCUGAUUUUCACCAAGACUAGUGAUAACGUGUUCAAACUGAUGUUCAUGCUUCUGGGCGAUAUCAAAAACGCAUGUGUACUGGUGGAGANAGACUCUUUCCAUUGCUUUGCCCACCGAAAAAGAGCCGGUUCCCUGGAAGAUGCUCGAGAAAUACGACGCCAUCCUGUCCUACACAUCGCUCACAGACCUGAUUUUCACCAAGACUAG
Messenger RNA from Tigriopus californicus, 2162 nucleotides. Its product is annotated as protein O-GlcNAcase-like. Gene Ontology annotation, molecular function: beta-N-acetylglucosaminidase activity. Gene Ontology annotation, biological process: glycoprotein metabolic process. The record is from RefSeq and is a predicted model, not a curated record. NCBI's taxonomy places the organism in Eukaryota, Metazoa, Arthropoda, Copepoda, Harpacticoida, Harpacticidae.